Corythoichthys intestinalis (scribbled pipefish) is the source of this 3333-nucleotide messenger RNA. RefSeq names its product podocan (gene podn). The transcript is spliced from 10 exons. Lineage: Eukaryota; Metazoa; Chordata; Actinopteri; Syngnathiformes; Syngnathidae. Bases 703 to 2376 code for a protein of 557 amino acids. The record is from RefSeq and is a predicted model, not a curated record. Gene Ontology annotation, molecular function: protein binding.
GCAUGUUUACAAGCCGUCCAAUCAAACGUCUACAACCUAAUUGUCCGAGCGGGCGGGCGGCUUCUGAAACCGGGUUAGGGUUACGGUUAAUUGGGUGCAGUCGACGUCAAAAAGAAUAUUGUCCCGUCCCUACAGGUUUCAGGAUUCGAUUGUUAUUUUCCAAAGCAAAUAUCUUAUUUAGGGUCAGAGUUCGGUGCCGUCGUGGGCAAAAAUGACUUUGUUGUGUCACGUCAGUCCCUACAGUUUUUAGAAUGGAACUUAGUUGAUGGUUAUUUUCCAAAGUAAAAGUUUUAUUUUUAAAGAUCAUUUCUGCUUUCACGGCGGGCGGGUGGGCGGACGACACAAUCAGGAGAGAAACAUUUCCCGUUGCUUCACCUGGUCUCCAAAGCCAAAUGGAUCGGAUCGCCCGUUGGCUGUCCCUCCGGCUCAUCUUUUUUCUUUUUUGUCCAAGUUUUAGAGUGACUCCUGAAACCGGAGACAAAUUCCUUGUGCAUUUUCAACAAAGUCGGCCCAUAAAAAAGAACGGGAUUCCGGCCGGCGCGUGCUGGGAAAUUCCCCGUCCGGAGUCAGCGAGCCAGGGUAAGGAGGCGGAUGAUUCCCGUUCGCCCGAGGCCCCCCCGGUGUCUCGCGGGACUUUUGCCGUUCCGGGAAAGCGGGCGUUGAUCCCGGACGCGGCGGUUCUCGCGCGACAGGGCGGCGAGCAUGGCCUUUCCCAGAAGUUCCGGCGGUCUCUCGCUCCUGGUCGGGCUGCUGCUGCUCCUGGGCCAGAGGUCGCGAGGGGAAGAGCCCACGGCCGAGCCCGACCCCGGCCGAUGCCCGGAGGACUGCGCCUGCGCGGCCGAGGGCGCCGUGGACUGCGCCGGCGUCAGCCUGACCCGAUUCCCGGCGGGUCUGCCGGCCACCACUCGGCAGCUGGCGCUGCAGAACAACAAAAUCGAGGAGAUACGGGUAGAGCAACUGUCCAACCUGCCUCUGCUGGAGACGCUCAACCUGCAGAACAACUGGCUCACCACUGACGGCCUGGAAGAUGAAGGUUUGGAGAUGCUGGAAGAACUGGCUUAUUUGUACCUGGCCAACAACCAGUUGUCCUCGGCCCCCAAAGCCUUGCCGCCUUCCCUGGUCAGCGCCGACUUUGCCGCCAAUCGGCUGACCCGGAUCUUCCCGUACACGUUCGGCUACAAACCCAACCUCAAGUCCGUCUACCUCCACAACAACAAGCUGACGGACGACGGGAUUCCCGACAACAUGUUCAACGCUUCCGACAACCUGGAGAUCCUCACCCUGUCCAGCAACUUCCUGCGGACCGUUCCCGAGAACCUGCCCCCCAGCUUGUACCGGCUUCACCUGAAGAGCAACGAGCUGGAGAGAAUCCCGGCCGGAGCUUUCCACGGCUUGCGGAACCUUCGGGAGCUUUACCUGCAGAACAACUUCCUGAGCGACGAGGGCGCGGACAACGAAACUUUCAGCCAAAUGACCAGCCUGGAGUGCUUGGACUUGUCCAACAACAAUCUGAGUGCGGUGCCCAGAGGUCUGCCUCGCAACCUGGUGCUACUUCACCUGGAGAGGAACUCUAUUCGAGGCAUCCCCGCCGACGCGCUCCAUUCCGUGCGCAACCUGGAGUACCUUUUGCUGCACAACAAUCAACUGCGCUCGCGUUUCAUCCACCCGGCCGCCUUCCAGGGCCUGAAGAAGCUGCACACGCUUCAUAUGCACAACAACCAGUUGGAGCGCGUUCCCCGGGGUCUCCCGAGACGGGCCAAGACGCUGGUGCUGCUGCGCAACGCCAUCUCGGAAAUCGGGCGAAACGACCUGGCGCCGCUCUACACGCUGACCGAGCUCAACCUGAGCUACAACCGGCUGAGCGACGGCAAGCUGCACCGCGACGCCUUCCGCAAGCUGCGGCUGCUGGAGACGCUGCACCUAUCGGGCAACGCGCUGCGCUCGCUGCCCGUCGGCCUCCCGCGCGGCCUCAAGGUGCUGGAGGCCAAGAACAACGGUAUGGAGGCGGUGCCGGACGGCGCGCUCAGCGGCAUGCACCGCCUGCGCACGCUGGUCCUCAGCGACAACCGCCUCAGGCUCAACUCCGUCUACCAGGGGGCCUGGAUGGAGCUCGUCGCGCUCACGACGUUGGACCUUUCCGGCAACCAGCUGUCGCACGUCCCGACCGACCUACCCGAGUCGCUGGAGUACCUGGAUCUGCAACGGAACCGCAUCGCUAGCAUUCCCCCCUCUGCCUUUGAAGGCAUCCCCAACAUCCAAAAAAUCAACCUGAGGUUCAACCGCCUGUCGGCCUCGGCGCUGGACGAGAGUUCGCUGGCUCGCCUCGGCGGGAAGAUUGACGUCGGCGGCGACGACGAGGGCUCCGAUCGGCGUUAGGACGCGCCUUCCCCGGCCGCCGUGGUUUUUGUCCGUCGCCGGCCUCGGCUUCCUUCCCGUCCGUCUUUUGGCACGCACUACAAACGGGAUGCCGACUACUCGGAAAAAAAUAGGGAACACCUAAUUGGCAGGGCUGGCUAAACCUGUUGAUCAAUUUUAAAGAUGUGAAAAGUCAUUUUAGUUUUCCCUUGAUUGGACUCGCUUGGACUAAAGCACAUGGAAAAGCAAUCCAAUUUAUUUGAAGACAAAAUGAUAAUACCAGAAUAUAGUAUCUAUCUGCCCUUCUCCAUUUAAAAUGGUAUCAUUGAACCCUGAAGGUCCCCAGCCUUUUUUUGUCUCUUUAUAGCAUGUAAAAAUGUUUAACAUGCCCCCGAGUAUCAUUUUUCUCAGUCCAACAUUAUCUAAAACCUAUUAUUAGGCCAAUAAAAUAGGCAAAUUUCAACUUGAAAAAUACAGAAGUGAAGCGUUCCAAGAGCAGUACCUCGACCAAUGAGGUGAGCGGGAUUUGCUAUUGUCACACUCAUGCUCAGAUGCUCAUCUGUCACAAAGAGGGAGUAAGCGAGGCAAGGCAAGGCAAGGCAAGGCAAGGCAAGGCAAGGCAAGGCAAGGCGGGGGGACACGACCAGCAACCUUUGGUUCUACAAAUGGGACAGACACUAUUUUGGAGUUUGGUGAUAAAGCACGCCCCUUCCUCCCUCCCUCGUAGAGCGAGCGUAUUAUUUUUCUUUUCCAGGGACAGUUGGCAACCCUGCUCCUCCAGCAAUUUCAUCUUUGGAAUCAAAUCAUUUAUUCCUCUCCUUAUUUGUCACUGUAAUUGCAACAAAAACAGCUCUUCACUGGAAAAAUGCGCAGAUCAAAUAGUUAGAAUGGUGCAUUUGACGUGACGCCAUUUUUGUACUCUCGAAAACAUACUGUACUCUUCUUGUAUUGACAACAAAAUAAACGCAUCAAAAAGUC